AUGAAGCCGGCUCCUCUCGUUUGUACGUCAUUUUCGAAUACCAAGAUGUAUGUGGAGGCUUUGUCGCCUGUCGAGUUCCCUAGGAUCGCCGUAUCAUCUUUGAAGGCAGGGAAUGUCAUGACGACAAGGGGGAGUUUUACUGUUAUACUCGUUGGCGAGACCGGAACUGGCAAGACCAGUUUCCUAUCUCUCCUUGUCAACGUACUGGCAGGCAAAACACCAAGCAGCUACAACCUGGAACCGUACGAUGUGACCAACGAGUACGGUGGACCACAAAAGCACAGCCAAACGAAGGCCGCCAAGGUCUACAAAUUCACGAGCUUGAAUGGCGUUGACAUCACCGUGCUCGACACCCCUGGCCUCGCCGACACGCGGGGUCUUGAGAAAGACAACGAACAUAAAGAGAGCAUCACCACCGCUAUUGGGGAAAAUAUCCCGGAAGUGACGGCGGUGAUCAUUCUGGCCAAUGGCACCAACCCACGCCUUGGGGUUGCCACUGACUAUACCAUCACUACACUUUCUUCCAUCUUCCCUCGGACUCUUGCCGAGAACAUCGGGAUUUUGUUCACCAAUGUCUCGAAUCCUCUCUCCUGGAACUUUGAACUUGACACGCUGCCCGAUGAGUUGCGACGCGCCAAAAGUUUUUUAAUCGAUAACCCCCUUGGGAUGCAGAAGAAGUACCUGAAGGAUUGUGGGAAACUCGACCAGAACAAGAUAAAAAAGUUCAAAAAUUUAACCAUCAAACGGCGGUGGAAACGCUGGCAGAGAUCUUUGACUGGUUUGACGGUCUUGAAUCUCAGGCUACGACGGAGAUUACGUCGCUCUACAACAAAUCGAUCGAAAUCGAGCACAAAAUCAACGGCACGUUGGCCAGCAUGA
Messenger RNA from Laccaria bicolor S238N-H82, 879 nucleotides. RefSeq lists its product as uncharacterized. Lineage: Eukaryota; Fungi; Basidiomycota; Agaricomycetes; Agaricales; Hydnangiaceae. The coding region runs from base 1 to 879 and encodes 292 amino acids. The transcript is spliced from 4 exons. The record is from RefSeq and is a predicted model, not a curated record.